GAAACAAUGCAAAUGUCGUUGGUCUGAGCAUCAUUCAAAAGCCUCCCACCCAUCUGUGAAUUCUUCCCAGACUCUUCUGUCAGGGCCGUGUUACAGGUCCUCUGCCGGCAGGGGGGAGCUCUCCAACAAAACCUAUAGACCCGAAAUCUUUCAGAAGCUGUGACGAGAAGACUAGGACGAGCUGAAUGGAUGUCUUAAUAGGCUUUUAGAUGUGAUUUGGCCAGUCUUGGCAGAGGAAACUCACAGGAAAAAGGCAGCAAGCAUUAUAACGUAAAUCACUGCAGACCCACUGGGCGUGACAGCCUGGGAAGCUAGUGAUUUCUCCAGGAAAGAAUUGACUGCAGUUAUCCAGCAACAGAACCUGGUGUAGAAUGGGGAGGACAGACCCCCGGAUGUCCCGAAGAUGGCCUAGUGACAAGGGCACCUUCCAAUGAUCGGGAGCAUCUGUCUCCGUGGGUGCCAGCCCGGCCAGUGGUGUCGUGUGGAGCUGAAGGGACGUGCCUACCUCUAUCUGGAAACCUCAUUCUCUCCUAAUUCAUGAGCCAGCAGGAUGCGGUCGCUGCGCUUUCAGAACGCCUUCUCAUAGCCGCGUACAAAGGCCAAGCGGAGAAUGUGGUUCAGCUCAUCAACAAGGGCGCCAAGGUAGCAGUUACCAAGCAUGGCCGGACGCCCCUGCAUCUUGCUGCCAACAAGGGUCACCUUCCUGUGGUCCAGAUCUUGCUGAAGGCGGGCUGCGACCUCGAUGUUCAGGAUGAUGGGGAUCAGACCGCCUUGCACCGGGCCACAGUGGUGGGGAACACGGAGGUCAUCGCAGCACUCAUCCAGGAGGGCUGUGCCCUGGACCGGCAAGACAAGGAUGGGAAUACAGCCCUGCACGAGGCAUCCUGGCACGGGUUCAGCCAGUCAGUCAAGCUGCUCGUUAAAGCAGGUGCCAACGUGCUUGCCAAGAACAAGGCAGGGAACACGGCCCUGCACCUGGCCUGCCAGAACAGCCACUCCCAGAGCGCACGCGUCCUCCUGCUGGGCGGCUCCCGCGCCGACCUCAAAAAUAACGCAGGCGACACCUGUUUGCACGUUGCCGCGCGCUAUAAUCACUUGUCCAUCAUUAAGCUCCUCCUCAGUGCUUUCUGUUCUGUCCAUGAAAAGAACCAGGCUGGAGACACAGCGCUUCAUGUGGCUGCUUCCCUAAAUCACAAGAAGGUGGUUAAAAUCUUGCUGGAGGCUGGAGCAGAUGGGACCAUCGUCAAUAAUGCAGGCCAGACCCCGCUGGAGGCUGCCCGCUACCACAAUAAUCCAGAAGUCGCUCUUCUCCUCACUAAGGCUCCCCAGGUCUUGCGCUUCAGUCGUGGGCGAAGCCUGAGGAAAAAGAGAGAGAGGCUCAAGGAAGAGAGGCGAGCGCAGUCUGUGCCAAGAGAUGAGGUGGCACAAAGCAAGAGGGUUCUCUCUGCUAUGAACUGUGAGGGUCCAAGUUCCAGGAAUGAGUGGAGUGGUUUCUUGUUGAACUGCAGAAGACCAGAAAUCUCUAAUGCUGAGGGAAGUGUCUCGGCAGGAGACACCCCCAGUAGUGAUCAGGCUGCACCCAGAAAAGAAGAGGCCAGAGAAGAUUUCCUGUCAGCCUCCCCAGAACCCCGAGCGAAGGACAACAGGCAGAGAAAGUCAAGGCCCAAGGUAUCAGCGUUUUCUGACCCCACCCCACCUGCAGACCAACAGCCAGGACACCAGAAGAACUUGCACACUCAUAGUCACCCUAAAAAGAGGCCCAGGCAUCAGUGUUCACCUCCACCCCCUCCCCAUGAGUUCAGGGCAUACCAGCUCUACACGCUGUACCGGGGCAAGGACGGGAAAGUGAUGCAGGCACCAAUAAAUGGUUGUCGAUGUGAGCCCCUCAUCAACAAGCUGGAGAAUCAGCUGGAAGCGACUGUGGAGGAGAUCAAAGCAGAGCUGGGAUCCGUUCAGGAUAAAAUGAACACAAAACUGGGGCACAUGGAGAAUAAGACCCAGCACCAAAUGCGCGUUCUGGACAAGUUGAUGGUGGAGCGACUCUCAGCAGAGAGGACAGAGUGCCUGACCCGCCUGCAGCAGCACUCAGACACAGAGAAGCAUGAGGGAGAGAAGCGACAGCUGUCCUUGGUGGAUGAAUUAAAAACUUGGUGCAUGUUAAAGAUUCAGCAUCUGGAACUGAAGCUUUCUGGAGAUUCUAGGGCCCCUAGGGCUAAAUCCACACCAUCUACUUGCGAGUCCUCUACAGGUGUGGAUCCAUCCGUGGUGACCGCAGGUCCAGUGGCAGCUUCGGACAGUUCCCCUCAGGUGGUCAGGCCCAAGGAAAAGGCCCUCAACACCACGGCUACUCACAGACUCCAGCAGGAGCUGUCUUCCUCAGACUGCACAGGCUCCCGACUGAGGAACGUCAAAGUCCAGACAGCCUCGCUGCCUUUGAAGGAGGCAGCGAGGGGUGACCCGCAGGCUGGGCCCUGUGUCGACAGAGGCACGCAAACCAAGAAGUCUGCGAAAAGUGGGCAGACAAGGCACCGAGCCCAGCACCCAGCACCCAGCAACACCUGCGGGCAGCCACCACCAGCAAUGGGCAGCAAGCAGGCUGCCCCUCAUGUUCGAGACACCUCCCAAGCUCUGGAGAUCACACAGUACUUUUUUGAGGCUGUCGCUACGCAGAUGGAAAAGUGGUAUGAAAGAAAGAUUGAAGAAGCACGAAGCCAAGCCAGCCAGAAAGCCCAGCAAGACAAGGCCACACUGAAGGAACAUAUUAAAAGUUUGGAAGAGGAACUUGCUAAGCUCAGGACUAAGGUGCAGAAGGAAAAUUAGGACCUGGGAAGUGGCCCAAGAAAGGAUUCUUGAGGAUUUCUAGUUUUGCAACUGCAGAAUAGUUAUGCCCAAGGUGUCAGUUACUGUGCACGGAGCAGACUUGCCUUUAACAGAUCACUGAUUUCUAAAAUGUGCCAGACACACACGUUUCCUAUGCCCUGAAGUUAUGAAGACUUCGACAAUUAAACUGAAACCAGGGAAAGCUUGCUUAGUGUCAGGUUUCAUUACAAAUUUAAAACCUCAGUCCAGGUUCAUCUGAAGUUCAAAAGCUCAGAUUAAGUGAGCUACUAAGAAACUAAUUGACGUGUCAGCCUAAACCCUGAAAUUCAGGAUGUACAAAAUAACAGCAAG
Molecule: messenger RNA, 3171 nt
Organism: Phyllostomus discolor (pale spear-nosed bat)
Lineage: Eukaryota; Metazoa; Chordata; Mammalia; Chiroptera; Phyllostomidae
Gene: ANKRD6
Product: ankyrin repeat domain 6
Exons: 17
Coding region: 538-2820 (760 amino acids)
Molecular function (GO): protein binding
Source: RefSeq, a predicted model, not a curated record